Parnassius mnemosyne (clouded apollo) is the source of this 393-nucleotide messenger RNA. NCBI's taxonomy places the organism in Eukaryota, Metazoa, Arthropoda, Insecta, Lepidoptera, Papilionidae. The record is from the annotation of a GenBank genome assembly.
AUGGCGCUAAACCCUCAGUACGAUGCCAUCGGAAAAGGUUUUGUACAACAGUAUUACACACUAUUCGAUGACCCAGCUCAGCGGCCAACUCUGGCAAAUAUGUACAAUGUUGAAACAUCAUUUAUGACCUUUGAAGGAGUGCAGUUGCAGGGUGCGGUAAAAAUUAUGGAAAAAUUAAAUAGUCUGACAUUUCAAAAAAUUACUAGACUAGUAACAUCUGUUGAUUCACAACCAAUGUUUGAUGGUGGAGUUUUAAUCAAUGUCCUGGGUAGAUUGCAGUGCGAUGAAGACCCCCCACACCCGUACAUGCAGACGUUUGUCUUAAAACCACUUGGUGAUUCAUUCUUCGUUCAGCACGAUAUAUUCCGUCUCGGCAUCCACGACGUCGCUUAA